UGCACUUGCAAUCCGUCGCGUCUCGCCAUUGGAAAAAAACAAACAGAAAACAAGAGAAAAGUCAGAGACAGAGGAAAGAAAGAACGAAGGAAAGGGUCUUUCGGGAGGUUUUUGGAAGGAAAACAUUCCCUCCCUUGUCCCUUCUCGUUCCCCUUUCUCAUUGUCCUUCUCCUCCUCCUCCUUUGCUUUCCUUCGCAUAACAACAAAAUCAGAGAAGCAAAGAGCAAUAAGAAACUACAUAAGAAACAAAGUUUUUCUCAUUCACAUGAUGAUCCCAACCGAAUAGUCCGUGCUGCAAAGAACCCACCUUCUUUCUCUCUCCAUUUAACGACGCGUUUCCUCGUCUCAUCUACCGGCCGGCUUCCUUAUUCUCUCAUUGUAAUUUGCGGUUCCUUUCAAUGUCAUGGUGAUGGGUGAUGUGGGUGUCGUGUUGAAAAGAGAGGUUCAAAUUCCGGAGGAGAACUGGGAGAGAGCGGAUGAAGCUGCAAGGAAGAUAGUUAAUAGGAUUCGUCCAACUGUUGAAGCCGAUUGUAAGAGAAAGGAGGUCAUAGAGUAUGUGCAGGCUCUCAUUAAAUCUUCCCUUGGAUAUGAGGUUUUCCCAUAUGGGUCAGUCCCACUGAAGACAUAUCUUCCAGAUGGAGAUAUUGAUUUGACUGCCAUUUGCAGUCCAGCUGUUGAGGAUGCAUUGGUCACUGAUGUUCAUGCUGUUCUGAGACGAGAAGAGCGGAGUAAGGAUGCUCCAUAUGAAGUGAAGGAUGUCCAUUGCAUUGAUGCUGAGGUUAAGCUUAUAAAAUGCAUUGUACAAAAUAUUGUGGUAGAUAUAUCCUUUAAUCAGUUAGGAGGGCUUUCUACUCUCUGUUAUCUUGAACAGGUUGAUCAGAUUGUUGGCAGAAAUCACCUCUUUAAACGCAGCAUCAUUCUGAUAAAAGCUUGGUGUUAUUAUGAGAGUCGUAUUCUUGGUGCCCAUCAUGGUUUAAUUUCAACAUAUGCUUUGGAAACACUAGUUUUGUAUAUCCUCCAUGUAUUUCACACUUCCUUAAGUGGGCCUUUGGCAGUUCUGUACAAAUUCCUGGAUUACUUCAGCAAGUUCGAUUGGGAUAAUUAUUGUAUUAGUAUAAAUGGGCCAGUUUGCAAAUCUUCUCUUCCCAACAUUGUCGCUGAGCCACCUGAAAAUGGGAAGGAUGAAUUGUUGCUUAGUGAUGAAUUUCUUAGAAAAUGUGUGGAUAUGUUCUCAAUACCAUCAAGGAGUCCUGAGAUCAAUUCACGGCCUUUUCCCCUGAAGCAUCUAAAUGUUGUUGAUUCUCUGAAAGAAAAUAACAACUUGGGCCGCAGUGUCAACAGAGCUAGCUUCCAUCGAAUACAGGGUGCUUUCAAAUAUGGAGCUCGCAUUCUUGGCCGGAUUCUUUCAUUACCAAGUGAGAAAAUGAUCAAUGAGCUCAACAAGUUCUUUGAAAAUACUUUGGACGGACAUGGGCGCAAUUAUUGGAGUCAUGUUCAAAAGUCUUGUGUAGUAUCUGGCAGUGGAAAUUCUGAUAAUUCAUCCUCAUCAUCAUUUUCUGAUAAAAGCUCUGAAGGUAGUAUGCUUCUGAAAUCAACUGUUGAUUACAGUAGUGAUCAACUUUGUGAGACAUCAUGUGGAGAAAAUGGAAAUUCUGAAAAUAAGAUAUCCUAUGGAAAAAUGACUGAUGGUGAGAUUGGCUGCACAUUAAGGUCAGAAUCCAAAGAGAACCAUUUUGUGGUUAACAAUUCAACCUGUUCAUGUGCUAAUCACGAGGGUAAAGCUGCUUUGGGUUCAGCAAUUGCAAUUCUUGUCAAUAACACCUCAGCAGAGAACCUAACUCCUACUAUUGGGGAAAGAGACUUUGCUAGCAUUUCUGGGAACUCUCAAUCUUUCAAAUCCUUAUUGGACCUCAAUGGAGAUUAUGAAAACCACUUUAGGAGUGUAGUAUUUGGUCAAUAUUGCCAUUUCUAUGCUGUAUCUGCUCCCAUACUACUCUUUCCUCCCAUGUUACCUCAGUCUGAUAAUAAAAAUCCUUGGGAAACUGUCCGUCAAUCCUUACAAUUGAAACAGAAUGUUCAAUCUCAAAUGAACAAAAAUGGUGUUUCGAGACAACAAAGAUACUCUUUGAACCCUCCAGCACCACUGAGUGCUGCUUUCAAUUCUGAAGAAAAGAGAAAACGACGAGGAACAGGAACAUACAUUCCCAGCAUGAGUUAUCAUUCAAAUUGGGAUAGGCUGCCUUCAGGAAGAGGGAAGAACCAGACUGCAGGAGGAAAUGGUGAGCUGCAUAAGCACACUCAUGAUAAUGGGUUAGCUGCAACUUCACAAGAGAGAAAUUCUUCUAAAUCUGGCCAUGAGCUUUCAGAGGCAGAAUACCCAUAUCUGGGGAAUGGAAAGCCUGUACCAUCAGAGAUUCGGAUAUCUCAGUCAUCCGUGUGGGGUUCUUUCAAUGCCAAUGGCUUCUCUCGCCUAUCUGAAAGAAUUGAUUCUGGGUCUGAGGGCCUUCAACGGCAUGAAGAGUCCAUGCCAGAAAGGAUCACCCCGCUUUAUUCUGGCAUUUCAUGUACAUGGGGCUCUGCUUCAAUCCCAGUAGAAACGGCAGCAGAGGGGUCUGAACCAGUUUUAGAAAAUGAGCAAGAAAGGAUUGCACAGAAUUCAUAUCGUCUGAAGGAUGAAGUUGAUUUUCCUCCUCUUUUCCAAGGGAGAGCAGUGGGGAUGUAGUAGUACCACAGGAAAUGUGCGCAAGUUUUAGAUGCUAACAUCUUCAUAGAUCUAGGUAGACUUAUAUUUUGUUUUCUUCUCCUUUUGCUUGAAGUGUUUUUUUUUUAACAUAAAUGCACUGGUUGUUUCUUGCUUUUCCAUCUGAAUGUUUUUAGGAUGUUCAACUUGUCAAAUAGAAGAAUUUGUGCAGUAAAUACAAAUACCGCAUUGUAGAAAUUUGAAUGCUACUCUUCACCUCCAAUAGAGUUGUCUCUGAAUUUCCCA
Messenger RNA from Hevea brasiliensis (rubber tree), 2986 nucleotides. RefSeq lists its product as uncharacterized. The transcript has 9 exons. Bases 404 to 2722 code for a protein of 772 amino acids. Lineage: Eukaryota; Viridiplantae; Streptophyta; Magnoliopsida; Malpighiales; Euphorbiaceae. The record is from RefSeq and is a predicted model, not a curated record.